Alosa sapidissima (American shad) is the source of this 772-nucleotide messenger RNA. It is a transcript of the gene ier3, whose product is annotated as immediate early response 3. The coding region runs from base 56 to 664 and encodes 202 amino acids. Gene Ontology annotation, biological process: negative regulation of apoptotic process. The record is from RefSeq and is a predicted model, not a curated record. Lineage: Eukaryota; Metazoa; Chordata; Actinopteri; Clupeiformes; Clupeidae. The transcript has a single exon.
GUCACUUGGCUGACAACACAUACAGCGAGGAGAACUGAAAGACAAGAAUAUUACCAUGUAUAUGAGAUCAAACAGCAUCGUAUUGUCUUUACCGACAAAUAACUUUUUCCAGGAGAACUUUUCCUUCGCCUCAAUGCCACGGAGCAAAGAACCAGAGAUUUUCACCUUCGAGCAGAUUCCUGCUCAGGUUCAGCACCGACCCGCUGCGGUUCUCCGCCAGCGGAGGAAAAACACUCGGGUCAUGUACCCAUCGAACGUUCGUAAAUACCUUCCACCAGUCGAGAAGAGUGCUGCCAAGCGCUGGCUGGUGAUUCUGUGCCUGGUGGUGUUCCUACAGAUCUGGACCGAGGAGGGGGUCAUUGACACGCAGACCGAGAGUGCCGUUCUGGACUCAUCGUGCGAAGAGACACCCUUCGGCCAGUACCAGGUCCUGUCGUUCCAGUCCGCAGAGGAGCAGGCGCGCCAGAUGAGGAGCGACUCGGUUGAGUCUCCAGAGAACGAGCAGGAACGUCUUUCCAGCGAACAGAACACAUGGGGCACGCUGCUGAACACCACUUGCCCCAGCUGCAUGGAAGAAAUCAAGUGCUCGCCAGGGCAAAACACAAACAAUGGCUACGUCGUCGCUCUGCUAUAUACAGUUCACACACUGGGAAGCGACAACUAAAAAGAACUGACACUUGAGUCGCCGAGACCCAACACAGAACAAACUACAACUGCCUCACCCGGUUGAGACCGAACAGAGAGAGGGCUUGUGCCCCCCCGUGAAGGGCAG